Molecule: messenger RNA, 1008 nt
Organism: Lepisosteus oculatus (spotted gar)
Lineage: Eukaryota; Metazoa; Chordata; Actinopteri; Semionotiformes; Lepisosteidae
Source: RefSeq, a predicted model, not a curated record
UGUGUUCUGGAAGGGACAGCUGGGUAUGGGCUCGCUGAGUGUUGUUUCCCCGGACGGCUCUUCUUUCCGGCCUGUGUCUCUCUCUCUCUUUCACCUUCCUAACUGUCUCUCCACCUUUCCUUCUCUCACUCAGCGUCUCCCUCUCUCCGGGCUCCCGUCCGCCUCCUUUGUCUCGCCUGGCGCACCGCACGCCGCUCAGCCCGUCUCCCCGCACACGGCGGUGACGUCACCUUUGACACAACAAUGGGUUCAAAGGCCACGCAACAGAGGCACGCUUGACAAGCGGCACGCACGACGUCGUCGCGGCGGCGGCGGCGGGGGGGGCGUGGCUGUGCGGACGCCAGACGUGCUGGGCGUGGCCUGUUGCUGGCUCGUUUUUUUGAAGCGGUGUCCGCGCGCUGCCCCGUGCACCCACUCAAAUCACGCGCCCAGCAUGCUGGAAUAUUUAGACGUGUAUUCGCCGUCUGGAGGUCGAGUCACACACUGUAACAUCACAGCUUUAACCAGAAAAGACACGGUAAUCGCACGACACAAAGGACUGCAUCAAAUCCGAGCCCCGCUCUGUGAUCUUAACGGGCGAAGCGCCGGAGCGGGGAGAUGUCCGUGGGCGGGACACGCGAGCUGUCCUGCUUCUAGAUCAGCUGCUGAACCCACUUCCACACCUGAGACACCCGGGUCUGGCAGGACAGGACGGCCAGACUGCGACCUCAGUAUCCGCUGCCCUCCGAUUGCAGUUCCUGUCGGCUCCCAGGAAAUCUCGCACACUUGUCCUCAGGCUCGGUUAGCUGAUUGUGGCCCAGAGGGACACAGCGCCACCCCUGGGUCCACCACCAGCGAUAGCACCCAGCCCUGCGGUCCUGCCGCCAUCGAACCGGAUCAGGCUGCAAGGCGCUUCCGAGCGCCGGUGUCUGAAUCCAUCGCAGCCCCUGCCGGCACUCGGGCUCCACGCUGACGCGAGGGGUCUCGCCUCCCUGUCCACCGCUUGCUCUCCAUGAGACACACAGACAG